AUGGGUGAACAGGGAGGCCGGUCCAGCGGUGGUGGUAACAACGAUGAGGAGGAGGAGGAGGAUGAAUGUGUGGAUGUCGGCACUGUGUUAAAAGUGCUCGAAGAACAUCCCGCGUAUGAUUUAGCAUGCUCAGCCUUCAAAUCGCUGAUCGCGGAUGACAAGCUCAAGAACAACCGCCGGUGGAAACCCUUCACCAUGAGCAAGUCCAAGGCAGCCGUGAAGGCGCAUUCCAAACCCGGCGGCAAAGCGGCGAAGACGGAGAAGAAAGUCGCGAAGAAGGAGGAGGACGUGAACGAGGACUUCUCGUCCGAGGGUGAAUGGGAGGACCAGGACGCGGAGGAGGGUAACGAGGACGCUAUGGAAGUCGAUGGGGAGGGAGAGGGAUUUGAUGAGGAGGGGGAGGGAGACGAGUCUGAUGGCGAGGGAGAGGGCGAGGAUGAGGACGAGGAUAAUGAGGACGGUGGGGAGGAAGCACCGGCGGUGAAGAAGCAGCGGACUGCUGAGGAAGAGGAAAAAAUAAAACAAUCCCGCGCAGAGCAAAAAGCCACCCAGGCGGAACGCAAAGCCGCCAAACCCAACGCACCGCUGAUCCAGAACGCCAAAGCGAUAUGGGAGAAGCUCAGACAGAAGAAGAUCACUGCUAAGGAGAGGAAGGAGCAGAUGGCGGAGUUGAUGACGUUGAUUGAGGGGAAGGUUAAGGAUAUCAUCUUCAAACACGACGCCAGCCGAAUCAUCCAAUGCGCCCUCAAAUACGGCAACCAAUCCCAACGCGACGCCAUCGCGAAGGAGCUCGAGGGGCACUACACCGAGCUUUCGAAAUCCACUUACGGGCGCUUCAUCAUCUCAAAGAUCCUCAACUACUGCUCCCCGCAGUACCGCGCAUUGGUUGUGAAGGACUUUUAUGGCAAGAUUAGGAAAUUGGUCAGGCAUAAGGAGGCGGCGGUUAUCUUAGAGGAGGCGUAUGUUAUGAGCAAUGCGCAGCAGAGGAGUCGGUUGCUGGAGGAGUUCUAUGGGCCGGAGUUUGCGCUUUGGAAGAACGCAGGAGGCCACACAAUCGAAUCCCUCAUCGCCGACAACCCCGUCAAAAAAGACAGCGUCGUCCGUCACCUCCGCGAAGUCCUCAACUCCGUCCUCGAAAAGGGCUUCACAAACAUUGGCCACCUCACCAUCGUCCACCGCGCCCUCCUCGAAUACCUCACCUUUGCCGAAGAGAAACACAUCAAGGACAUGAUCGAGCUCCUCAAAGACCAUCUCGUGCAGAUAUUGCAUACCCGUGAGGGAGCCCGUGUCGCGCAACUGUGUCUCCUGCACGCGACCCCGAAGGAUAGGAAGUUGAUUGUGAAAUCGUUCAAGACGUUUGUUACCAAGAUUGCCAGAGAGCAGUACGGCCACGCGGUGCUCUUAUCCGUGUUCGAGUGCGUCGACGAUACGGUCCUGGUCGAAAAGGCCAUCAUCGGUGAACUGAUCGCCGAGGCGGAAUUCGCAGACCUGUUGCGCGAUCGAUACGCGAGCCGUGUGGUGUUGUUCUUGCUUAUGGGCAGGAACAGGCGGAUACAGCCUGCGUAUGUGAUCAAUGAGCUGGAGUCGAUGGAUGAGAUCCGGGCGAGGACGUCGAAGAAGGAUGAUACGUUGAGGAGGGAGCAGUUGGUCAAGGCGAUUAGCCCGGCGUUGGUGAAGACGUGCGAGGAGAGCUGUGCGGAGCUUGUGAGGGAUGGGAAUGGGGGGCCGGUGGUGGUGGAGACUGUGUUCCAUGCUGAAGGCGACAAAUCCACACUCAUCACCGCCAUCACAUCCCUCGCCGCCGGCACCGACUCGGACUCCAACACAACCACUCCAAAAUCCGAUGAGCCCUUCCACCCCGUCAAACAACUCAAAGCUGACGCCGACGCAGCCAAACAGCUCGCAGAAGGCCUCGAAAUGUCCCAACACGUCCUCAUCAACCGCCAAUCCACCUACGUCUUGAAGGACAUCAUCUCCCCGCGCGCGCCGCGUGUCAAAUCCACCACUGCAUCAUCAACACCAUCGGAACCCGCAGCAGCGUCGCCGGAAACAACGGCGAUAUCACAACAGUUUGCAGCUGCAUUGGUGAAGGUGAUCGAACCGAACGUCGGACACUGGCUCACCCUCUGCGCCCACUCCCCACGGAACACAUCCGGCACCGCCUUCAUCUUCGUCGCGCUCCUAGAACGCGGGGACGACGCGACAAAGAAGAUUGUGACCGGUGCGGUGAAGAAGCAGGUGAAGGGUGGGGUUGACGGGUUGAGGAAGGUUGUGAGUAAAGCGUUGGAGGCGAGUGUGGACGAGAAGGAGGCGGGGAAGAGGAAAAGGGGAAAGGAGGGGGUAAAGAAGGAGGGGGAGAGGACGACGGGGAUUGAGGUGUUUUUGAAGACGGUUGCGGAGGCGUAGGUUGUGGGUAGGUAGUCUUCCCCACAGCAACAGCAUAGCAUUGGAGUGGCACGUGCCCCCAAGUCGGCACUGGGCUUGUCGAUGCUACCGUUUGAAAACAGGGCAUAUUUAUAGCGUACCCCCAUGCAUAGCACUUCUUUAUACAUCAUUUUUUGCUGUAACUUAACAACGUUGUCGUAUGCUCAAACCACUAUUUCUUGUCGUCUUGGUCA
Molecule: messenger RNA, 2618 nt
Organism: Fimicolochytrium jonesii
Lineage: Eukaryota; Fungi; Chytridiomycota; Chytridiomycetes; Spizellomycetales; Powellomycetaceae
Product: armadillo-type protein
Exons: 7
Coding region: 1-2406 (801 amino acids)
Biological process (GO): regulation of translation
Cellular component (GO): nucleolus
Molecular function (GO): mRNA binding
Source: RefSeq, a predicted model, not a curated record